Chaetura pelagica (chimney swift) is the source of this 507-nucleotide messenger RNA. RefSeq names its product SRR1 domain containing (gene SRRD). Gene Ontology annotation, biological process: microtubule-based process. Lineage: Eukaryota; Metazoa; Chordata; Aves; Apodiformes; Apodidae. The record is from RefSeq and is a predicted model, not a curated record. Gene Ontology annotation, cellular component: cytoplasm; nucleus. Bases 1 to 507 code for a protein of 168 amino acids. The transcript has 4 exons.
AUGGGCGGGAAUCACUGCAUGUCUGAAAGCAGCCGCACUUCUCCCUCUGCCUUCUGCCCUGCCAGGCAGAGCAGGGAGCAGGAAGGAAAACACGACGUCGAGGGAUCAUCCACCCUGUUUUACAUGGUGCACUGUGGGAAAGCCUUGUACAACAACCUGCUGUGGAGGAACUGGGCCACGGGGUCCUUGUCCAAAAUGGUCAUUGUUGGGAACAGCUUUAAAGGAAUCGAGGAAAGGUUGUUGUCAAGAAUACUGGAGAGAGAUUAUUCUUACAUAGCCAAGGUCUUGAAAGGGACAGAGGAGGUGGCCUUCCCCACCCACCCACGGUACCUGGACACCUUUAACGACACCUCUGUCCACUGGUUUCCCUUGCAAAAACUGCAGGAACUCUCCCCCCAGGUCUGGGACUGUGUGGAGGAGCCAACAUACCAGGAGUGUGAUGACUUGGAGAUCAUCAGGAAGGAGGAGGGAGGUGGGAGACACAGCCCCACUGCCACCCAGUGCUGA